Messenger RNA from Hemibagrus wyckioides, 2761 nucleotides. RefSeq names its product crystal protein. The transcript is spliced from 8 exons. The record is from RefSeq and is a predicted model, not a curated record. Bases 262 to 2490 code for a protein of 742 amino acids. Gene Ontology annotation, molecular function: cholinesterase activity. Lineage: Eukaryota; Metazoa; Chordata; Actinopteri; Siluriformes; Bagridae.
GAGUCCAGUCCAGUCCUGCUUCACUCGGUCAGUAACUGGAAUGAAGAGUAGUGAGCAGGACUUCAGAGAUUCUGGGAAACUGAAAAGUCUUAAAGUUUUGAAGAGGAGGAGGUUCAGAACUGAGUAAGCAUGUGAGUAAACCCAAGCUGAAGGUGUGUGUGUGUUUGAUUAAGAGAGAGAGAGAGAGAGAGAGAGCAUUUGUGGGUAAAACACCUCUCUGGGAUUGGCUUUCCAUCAGCGUGAUAUCGUCUGGAGCUCAUCAUGGUUUGCUUGUCAGUCGCUGGAGUAACCCUGCUCGUGCUGGUUGCCAUGGUGAUGCCAGACUUAGUGUGUGGGGGCCAAGAGAGAGGCAAAGACUCACGACUCACACACACUCAUUUCGCACAUAAUCAGUAUUACACGCCUCAGACUGGAGGAGUGAGGAGCAUGACUUUCCAGAAGACACCACGUAAUGACAUUCUGGAGAAUCAUCAGUACAGUUUGCAGGUUUCUGAGGCUGGACUCACUGACCUAAAGAUUCAGUCUGAAAAUAAACCUGCUCUUAGGAUUCCUGAAGCUGUCCGGCUGCAUACGGAACGCUCAGAGAAUAACGAGUGUAACGACAUUAGAUGUAAUGACCACCUUAGUGAUGGACUUCCAUCUGGUUUGAAGUUAAAAACGUUGGAGGAAGAACCAGACGUUACACUGGAGUCCACUGCAGUCCACACACACACUGACCCUGCAGUACACACACACUCUGACCCUGCAGUACACACACACAUUGACCCUGCAAUACACACACACUCAGGAGACCCUACAGUACACACACACUCUGGAGACCCUGCAGUACACACACACUCUGGAGACCCAGUCUUGCGCACACACACUGACCCUGAAGUACACACACACACUGACCCUGCAGUACACACACACACUGAAGACCCAGUCGUGCUCACACACUCCGGUCCGGUUCGUGGACUGACCCUGGAUAAAGCGCACGUGUUUUUUGGGAUCCCGUACGCAGCUCCUCCUGUAGGCCCUCAUCGGUGGGCGGCUCCUCGGCCCGUGUCUCAGUGGACGCAGCCGUACGAUGCCAGGUUCCCUAGGGCAGCGUGCAUGCAGGCUUGUGUGGGGGAAUUCUCUGAAGCGUGUCCUCAUGAGGUGAGUGAGGACUGUCUCUACCUGAACGUAUAUGUUCCUGUGAGAGUGAAGCUCUCAGUGAAGACCGCAGCUCAGAUUCCGGUCAUGGUGUGGAUCCAUGGAGGUGACUUUAUCGCCGGCUCCGCCUCCAAACCGCUGUACGAUGGACGCUUCAUCAGUAACUAUAGCAACACGGUGGUGGUAAAUGUGGAGUAUCGCCUGGGAGCGUUUGGGUUCCUGGUGACGGGAAAAGAUCCGAAGAGAUCUGCAGUGGGAAAUUACGGAAUUCUGGAUCAGCAGGCGGCUCUGCGCUGGGUCCAAACCAACAUCGCAGCGUUCGGAGGAGACCCAAAGAAGGUCACUCUAUUUGGUGAAAGUGCUGGUGCUCAGUCUGUGUGUUUACACCUGAUGAUGAAGAGCAGUGAAGCUCUGUUCAGACAUGCUACCAUACAGAGCCAGCCUUUCUCCAUCCCACUCAAAACCAGGUGGGAUGCCAUGAAGUUGGGCAGGAACUUUGUGAAACAGACAAACUGCUCUGUGUCUGACCUGCAGUGUCUUCGCUCGCUCAGCACACACACCGUCCUGCAGGCUCAGGUUCAAGCAGGUUCUAAAAUCAUCAACCCGUUCCGCUUCCUGGAGAUGUUUGAGACGUGGGGGCCGCACGUGGAUGGAGUCCUGAUCACAGAGCAGCCAAUCGCAGCGUUCCAGCAGGGACACUGGCAGAGAUAUAAACCUGUAAUAAUGGGAACUACAUCUGAAGAGGGCGUGAUCUUCGUAUACGGUGCGUUUAACUGCUCAGUGUCAGUGCUGGAGUGUAUCGCCUACACCACCGCCAUCUUCAAACAGCACACGCUCAAAGUCCUGCAGAAAUACCUCCCGGUCUACCAUAAAGUGGACAAACGGACGAUGCUGUCUCAGAUCGUGACGGAUUUUGUCUUCCUGUGUCCGGCUCGGCAGGCCGCUCGCUCUGUGCUGAGAACGGGCGGAGCCGUGUGGGUGUACGUGUUCGACCACACCCCUUCAGAUCACAAAAUAUGGGCGGGGCUGACCUUCUGUUACGAUCACGCCUGCCAUGGGGCGGAGCUUCCCUUCCUGUUCGACUCAGCUCCUGCCGCGAACUUCAGCUUCACGCCUCAGGAGAGUCGUCUGGCCGAUCAGACGGUGUGUUACUGGGGGGCGUUCGCUCACUCCGGAGAUCCGAACUCACGCAGGAAACUCACAGAGUUCUGCAGGAACCAGAGGCUCGCACCGUGGCCUAGAUACGGGCCUAGAGAGCGAUGGCCAGUUCUGAAUUUAACCCUGCAGUCUCACCUUCAGCACGGGAACAGAGAUCAUUUCUGUGACUUCUGGGAUCAGCUGGAUGUUUACUGAGUGAGGAAGAGUCUCACAAUAACUAAUGACAUCAACGACUUCUGACCGACAAUCUGCUUUAACCACACCUUCUUUAUUCUGCUCGAGGACAGAAGAACGACACAACUGUUUGUUUUAAAUCCAUAUAGUGUUGUAAAAGCUAAUUAACAGGUUAGAAUUCAUUUACGACACUGACUUUGUCCUUAACAAUGAAAUUAACUUAAUUCUAAUUCUACUGAUAGAAUUAAUGAUCUAACUGAUGAUGAAACACAAGACUGUAGAAUUAGUCUUU